Messenger RNA from Seriola aureovittata, 4799 nucleotides. Its product is annotated as EGF-like repeat and discoidin I-like domain-containing protein 3. Gene Ontology annotation, molecular function: calcium ion binding. The record is from RefSeq and is a predicted model, not a curated record. Lineage: Eukaryota; Metazoa; Chordata; Actinopteri; Carangiformes; Carangidae. The transcript has 10 exons. The coding region runs from base 369 to 1679 and encodes 436 amino acids.
GCUCUCAUCACUACAUCGCACCACUGCGGUAGGAGCUGGGAAGGCAGCAGCAGAGAGAGAGAGAGGGAGAGAGAGAGAGAGAGCGAGCGAACGAGAGAGACCCGGCAGACACACAGUUCACUUGUUCCUGCGCGACAAAAUCCAGGAGGCGAGUGUGUCUCUCUGCCGACUUUAUCACAGAGGAGGACUUUACCUGACAGGACAUAUAACAACAGCUCUCAGGGCAAAACCCUACAGCCCAGCGAGAGCGAAAGAGGGAGAACUUUUUGGCUAUUGCUCCGCUUGUUUUUUUUUUUUUUUUUAGUUUUUUUUUUUUUUAACCACAUCUCCGUAACCUUGGAAGUCAGACCUGUUCAUUGUGAGAGAGGAUGGGACCGCUACUCCUUUCCAUCGCCCUGUUUGUGAGCGCAGCUGUCCCGCAGCAUGUGAAAGCAGCAGAUGGUGAGGAACCAACUUCAGCAGGCCCCUGUCAUCCAAACCCCUGCCACAACAGAGGAACGUGCGAGAUCAGCGAGACCUACAGGGGCGACACCUUCAUUGGUUACGUCUGCAAGUGUCCACCAGGCUUCAGUGGAGUUCACUGCCAACACAAUAUUAACGAAUGCGAAAGGGACCCAUGCAAGAAUGGGGGCAUUUGCACAGAUCUGGUUGCCAACUAUUCCUGCGAAUGCCCAGGGGAGUACAUGGGGAGGAACUGUCAAUACAGAUGCUCCGGACCACUGGGCAUGGAGGGCGGUAUAAUCUCCAACCAACAGAUAACAGCCUCCUCCACCCACCGCGCUCUCUUUGGCUUGCAGAAGUGGUACCCGUACUUUGCACGCCUCAACAAGAAGGGCCUGGUCAAUGCCUGGACUGCUGCCGAAAAUGACAGAUGGCCAUGGAUCCAGAUAAACUUGCAGAGGAGAAUGCGGGUCACGGGCCUAAUUACCCAGGGUGCAAAGCGUAUCGGCAGCCCGGAGUACGUCAAGUCUUACAAAGUAGCCUACAGUGAUGACGGAAAAACCUGGAGAACAUACAAAGUCAAGGGCAAAGAUGAGGAUAUGAUUUUCAGAGGAAAUGUCGAUAACAACGCUCCAUCGGCCAACUCCUUCACCCCUCCCAUUGAAGCCCAGUACGUGCGCAUCUACCCCCAAGUCUGCAGGAGGCACUGUACCUUACGCAUGGAGCUGCUCGGCUGUGAGCUAACAGGCUGUUCUGAACCACUGGGAAUGAAGUCAGGCCAUAUCCAGGACUACCAGGUCAUGGCCUCCAGCAUCUUCAGGACGCUCAACAUGGACAUGUUCACCUGGGAGCCCGGGAAGGCCCGUUUGGACAAACAGGGCAAGGUCAAUGCUUGGACAGCUGGACACAGUGAUCAGUCACAGUGGCUACAGGUGGACUUGCUUGUGCCGACCAAGGUCACAGGUAUCAUCACCCAGGGAGCUAAAGACUUUGGCCAUGUCCAGUUUGUUGGCUCAUACAAAGUUGCUUACAGUAAUGAUGGAGAGCGAUGGAAUGUAUAUCAAGAUAAGAAACAAGGGAAGGACAAGGUAUUCCAGGGGAACUUUGACAACGACACACACAGAAAGAACGUGAUAGACCCGCCCAUCUACGCUCGGCUGAUCCGGAUCCUUCCUUGGUCAUGGUACGGCAGGAUCACUUUGCGUGUAGAAAUACUCGGAUGCACAGAGGAAGAGUGAAGUCCUUUCCUCCAUCUUUCUUGCCAUCGCCCCCUGUCCCUUGGCAUACUGGAGUCUCUCACCCAGUAUAUCAAAAAUAAACUGUGCAACCUGUAAAAAGAAAUUGAUUUCCAAUGGAAUUUUUCAAGAAUAAGUGUUUGGUUGUGGUGGGUUGCUGUUUGUUCUUUUGUACAAUGAUUUCAAACCUGCCCCUGAUCCACUUUUGUCUUUUAGUUUUCCUCUUUAAAGCGUGAUCUUUGUCUUUUUAUUCUUCAAGAUGUACCAUCCUGUUUGGAAUGAACUUCUGUAAUAUAUAUAUAUGGGAGGGGUGGGGUUAGGGGGGUGGAGUCGGAAGAGGGGGUCUCACUGUGGUUUUAACUUGUUGCCAUGGAAGCUAUUGUACAGUAUCACUUUUUAACAAAGAUGUGAAAUCUGUCUGCCGUGCUUCAUCGGACAUGAUUAACCAAUGUCAUACCAUAACUAAACUGUCUAAAAUAGAAUGUAGAGAUCACAUGUUAUCACAUUAUCGGAUAUAUUUUUACUUGGAUUACUACACUUCCUCAAGCCAUGCUUUUACCCUAAUGGACACUGGCAUUAUUACAUCAAUCAAAACACUAUUAAUGCUCUUGUAUUAUAUGUAAAAGACUAAGAAAUUGCAUGGUGCGUGAAUUAUAAAUGUAUACUAUGACAAAUCAUUUAAAACCUCUAGCCCUGAGAGCAAAUGGCUUUGAUUUAGGGACCUAUUUUUAUGUGCAUUUUUAAAUAGUUCUGAAACAUUAACACACACUGCAAAAGCUUGCUGGAGAUGACUGAUAUGUGAGACAACAGACAAAACACUGCAGUUUAGAAUGGUUCUGCAGCACUGACACUGAGGCUUAUAGGCUCUCUAGUAAAAUAUCCUAAUGCUCUCAUAAGGAGUUUCCAUUUUUUAUUUGAUUCUAUUUGAUUAUCGCUACACUUUUUCUAAGAUAUUUGGAAUUACUGUUUGUGCUUGUUCUUUUUUUUUGUAUUUAUUUAGAUUUAUUUGUCUCAGCUGUCAGUUGCAUACAAAUGUAUGUUUAAUGUCUUAGUGUUGUCUUGGAGAUCUAAGUUGAAUCAAUUAAAAAGCUCAGGAUAGAUGUCAUUUAUAGUAACCCACAAAUGUAUAAUUUUUGGCCACCUAUUUAAAGAUUUCUGUGUAUUAUUUAAAGAAAAUGUCAAAUGAGUGAGAGCAAUUAUUUAAAUCAUGUCCAUAUAUGCAUAAUUCAAAUAUUGAAAGCAGUCUUUUAUUUUUUUUUAUCCCAGAUAGAUUAUAAAUUUAUUAAUUUCUUUAUUUUCAAAAGAGAGCAAAUGUCGAAGAUUAAUAAUAUAUUAAUACGUGUCAUUAUCUCGAACCUACAAUGACGAUGAACCGUGGUAACAGUACAGAGCUUGAAAGUAAAUAUGGACUGUGACUUUCUUUCAAGGGAUUUAAUCUGGAUUAAAAUAAUACAGUAAUGAAAUGUUAAAGAACUUCUGGGUAUUUUCACAUGACAUGACAGCAGCUCGCUGCGUGUUCAGAUGGAUUCAGGGUGCUGAAAAUAUUUAGACACAUUAAGGUUGUGGGGGAUAAAGAUGCUGUUAUGCCAAUCACGUUGAAACCUUAUGCUAAUGCAGUUUUCAGUGUAUGGCUUCUGCUGUUGGCUGCAUCCCGCAGUAAAUGAACAGUGAUGCUUGGUUGGUUAAAGAAAUGGAAGUAAACAAGUACCCGAGGUACUGCAGCAGUGUCAAAACUUACAGCCCAUUCUACACGGCUUAAAAAUAGGCCUGGAUUACUCCUGUGGUUUCCACUCUUGACUAGUUUCCCCAAAGCUCUCAAGUGCUCCAAUAAGAGCUGAAAGGAGCCAUGUCUACUUUUAUGCUUUACUCGCGACCUGUCAGCUUUCAGUCGCUUAACUAACCAAUCAUUUCAUAUUGUAGGAAAACCGUGUUUCUGUUUUGAGACUGCAGCACAGCCUGAAAGAGAAAGUAAGACAUUUACAGGAAAUUCCGAAUUUAAUUUAAUGCACCUUUUCAAAUUUGCUUGCCUGACUACAUUAGAAAUACAACCGUGGCACUCUUAUUUUCAUCACUUUAUAUGUAAUGAAUAAAAAUGCAUUGGAAUCAAACACUGAUGGACUUACUCCUACGUCCAAAAUGAUGAAAAGCACAGCAAGAAAACAUCAAGAAAUGUGUCACCGUCCAAAUAUUUUGGAGCUUACUUUGUAUUGUUGUGUUCUAGGGCAUUUUCAGCCGUCAUGCCAUCAACAUGGUUGUUGUUGUAGUUGACAAGUAACCGUAUGAAGUCUGAAAACAAAACACAAGUUUUGACUGGUAACUGGAACUGAGUAUAGCCAACUGUAUUCUGGUUUGGCAAAUUAUAUUAUGGUAUACAGUAUAUGAUACAGUAGAAUAUAAUGGUCCUGAUGUUUCUAAAGACAGGGAUAUCUUGGAAAGGUUUACUUUUGUUAUUGCCAAACUCAGUCAAAGACUUUACUGUAGAUUAUCAAUAUGUGAAAAUAGUUAUUGGUGUAAAUCAGUGACUGUCAUUCUUUCGGUUCAUGGACACAGAAUAAGCAUAAAUAGAUCAUGUCUCACCGAUUAUUUGUCUUGAACAUUUUCCAUUUUGAUUCUUCAGUUGCUUCUUUCCAAAUAGCUAUAUCUUAGCCAGAAUCUGCUCUGACGGAUCUGCGUAGUUCAUUUCCUGUGAGCUCUUAUCACAGAGCAGGCCGGCUACAAAGCUUUGAGGACGUUUGCAUGAUGUAUGAGUUUGAGCAGUACAGUAUAACAAAGAUGUCCACCGGCACAUUAUGUUCUUGCAUAUCAUAAAAGAUGUAAUAGCCUUUACUUUGUACUCACCAUUGAUUGUCUUGUGCAUUGUAAAACUUCAUCUCAUGGGUUAAAAAGGGGGCGCAAAGUGGAAACUCAUCCUGUCUUUGUAUCUCUGCGUCAGCUGUUCACCUAUUAUUUCUUACCUCCUCAGUCUGAGUGUCAAUCACUAUCUAGAAAAACGCACCUAUUAUAAUGCUGGUUAGGUUUGAGCCUGCAGAGGAGAGUGAGAAGCUGUGUACAGUCAAAAAAAGAUGUUGCUUCAAAAUAAAAGCUCUUUCAGUUUGACAAAUAAAAACAUAUCUGUGAAAAUGA